AGAAGUUUGCGAGCGAGUGCAACAUGUACAAGUACCUGGCCGUCCUACUGCUGGCCGCUGCUGUCGUUCAGGCCGCCAAGCCUGAGGAUGGCGAAUCCUGCUACUCCUUCGCCGGUGGCUCUGUGUAUCCCGCAGAGGAGCCAAAGGGUGAUCAUCAGCUGCAGUACACCAAGGCAGUCAUUUCGAAGCCAGCUCCUGCUUUCGAGGGCACUGCUGUGGUGAACAAGGAGAUUGUGAAGCUAUCGCUCUCCCAGUACCUGGGCAAAUACGUAGUCCUGCUCUUCUAUCCAUUGGAUUUCACUUUUGUGUGUCCCACGGAAAUCAUUGCCUUCUCGGAUCGCAUUGCGGAGUUCCGCAAGAUCAAGACCGAGGUGAUUGCGGCCAGCGUGGACUCUCACUUCACUCACCUCGCCUGGAUCAACACGCCACGUAAGGAGGGCGGCCUGGGCGACGUUAAGAUUCCGCUGCUGUCCGAUUUGACGCACAAAAUUAGCAAGGACUAUGGCGUCUAUCUGGAGUCGAGUGGUCAUGCGUUGCGCGGUCUCUUUAUAAUUGAUCAGGCGGGCGUGCUUCGUCAGAUCACAAUGAACGAUCUGCCCGUGGGCCGCUCGGUGGAUGAGACCAUACGACUGGUGCAGGCUUUCCAGUACACCGAUACCCACGGCGAGGUUUGUCCAGCUGGUUGGCGACCAGGCGCCGAUACGAUUGUGCCCAAUCCAGAGGAGAAGACCAAGUACUUUGCUAAGAAUAAUUGAGUGUAGAUCAACGUUCAAGAUCUCUUCAUUCCUUCCAACCAUGCCCGAGCCCAGUUACAUUCCGAAUGUUCACGACUGACCACCGCAAUCAUCGAACAAUAGACAGUCCCACACCUGCCCAAGCGUCUCGCGAGUCCUCUGUACAUAUGGCAACGGCUCAGCCCGCGUUUUGUUCUUUUGUAUAAAACAUAUUUUGUUUAUUUUACAGAUUCAUACAGCAUAACUGAGAGAUAAAUAAAAUGAUGAAGUACA
Molecule: messenger RNA, 1007 nt
Organism: Drosophila guanche
Lineage: Eukaryota; Metazoa; Arthropoda; Insecta; Diptera; Drosophilidae
Gene: Prx4
Product: peroxiredoxin-2
Exons: 4
Coding region: 24-755 (243 amino acids)
Biological process (GO): response to oxidative stress; hydrogen peroxide catabolic process; cellular response to stress
Cellular component (GO): endoplasmic reticulum; cytosol
Molecular function (GO): thioredoxin peroxidase activity
Source: RefSeq, a predicted model, not a curated record